UGGCCGAUUUUCUUUCUCGGAGUGGCGACUGCUGUAGACAUGCAUUUUGCCACAUCGACACGUGAAAUGGCACCCCUGGUACAAGUAGAGGACGAAUUAAUAGGAUACAUGCGUCAGUAUGCGAGGGAAUUGCAGCUCAAAGUAAACAAAAUGAGGAUUUUCCAAAAAGAGUGGGCCACCAGAAGACAGCAAGGGCCUGCAGAUCCCACCAGCUAUGUGGCCAAUCCCCUGAUAAGUUUUCCUCUAAUGCGACGAAUGUACACAGAUGCUCCAAAGUUGCUAGAGUUUGCUAGAGAAGAGAUAGGCCUGGGCCCCCUUCAAAAGUUUUUGGACAGUGACUUAUCUAGUAUUUCAGCACUGGAUAUUAAAAUGGCUGCAACCGGUUUUAUGCGCUUUCGGGACGUUUACGGUCUAGAUGAAAGCGAAGUGGCCAAUGGAAAACUAUAUGGUAUACAAUACAACUCUAGGCUGAGUGCGGCAGAUUGCCUCGCUUUGGGCACUCAUUGGGAGAGUCUGCAGAAAGGUAAACUGGCGUGCAAAUGGCUAAGACUUGCUCUUGAGCAGUAUGAAGAUCACAUGGAUCCUGUAAACAGGUUACUUCAAUCAAGUCGUUCUCAAAUCUAUGAAAAACUAGGACUAACUUUGCUUUCUAUGCAUGACUUGCCAGCCAGUCAAUCUGCCCUAAGGAAGUCAAUAGAGUGGGCUUCCAAGGAUGAUAGUACUAGUCUGGCCAAUCAUUUGGUCGAUAACUUAACUCACAUGCUUGUGCAUGUGGACAACUGUCGUGGAAAGAACCCCCUUCCGAGGAACUCUGCUCUUCGUUGUCGUUACUUUUCAGAAGGCUCACCAUUUCUACGCCUAGCCCCUUUGAAACUUGAACACCUUAACCUCGACCCUUUCAUUGGCCUCUAUCACGAUGUUGUGUCGAAAGAAGAGCAGCAGGAUUUAAUGUAUCUUACACGAUCGAGGUUAGAGCACAGACAGGUAGAUCGCUCUAGCGCUGAGGCCGAAGUAGCGGCAAAUGCCUCUGAUCAUGUGAAGCGACUUCACCGAAGGAUUGAGGAUAUGACUGGUCUUGAUUUAAAAGAUAGCGAGCCGCUAACAGUCUCUAAUUAUGGCAUUGGAGGCCAGCAACUUAUCCACAUGGACUGCGAGCAGCCCAAGGAGUUUAUUGAACCUUUCACCAAAGAAUAUCGCACCGCCACUGUGCAGCUCUAUCUAAGUGAUGUGGAGAUGGGCGGUUAUGCUUCUUUUCCCGAUCUGAACAUUGGCCUUAAACCAAAAAGUGGCUCUGCAUUGGUUUGGCACAACAUCGACAACUCUGGGAAUUGCGACAUUCGAAGUUUAAAUGCCAUCUGCCCGGUGCUCCUUGGAACGCAGUGGGUGGCCAGAAAAAGGAUCAGUGGGUCAGGCCAGUGGCGCAGGAAACCCUGUCGGAUGUGAAGGAAAAGCGGUUUUCCAUUCAGUUUUUUUUUCCACUUUUGCGAUAAUUUAUUCAAUAAUUUUGUCGUUAUUUAUAUUAUGAUAAUAAAUUUUAUGCACU
This is a messenger RNA of Drosophila elegans, 1543 nucleotides long. RefSeq names its product prolyl 4-hydroxylase subunit alpha-2. Bases 40 to 1443 code for a protein of 467 amino acids. Gene Ontology annotation, biological process: peptidyl-proline hydroxylation to 4-hydroxy-L-proline. The record is from RefSeq and is a predicted model, not a curated record. Gene Ontology annotation, molecular function: L-ascorbic acid binding; protein binding; procollagen-proline 4-dioxygenase activity. Lineage: Eukaryota; Metazoa; Arthropoda; Insecta; Diptera; Drosophilidae. The transcript has 8 exons. Gene Ontology annotation, cellular component: endoplasmic reticulum.